Messenger RNA from Coffea eugenioides, 2586 nucleotides. Its product is annotated as G-type lectin S-receptor-like serine/threonine-protein kinase At1g11300. Gene Ontology annotation, molecular function: protein serine/threonine kinase activity; ATP binding. NCBI's taxonomy places the organism in Eukaryota, Viridiplantae, Streptophyta, Magnoliopsida, Gentianales, Rubiaceae. The record is from RefSeq and is a predicted model, not a curated record. The transcript has 8 exons. Bases 1 to 2586 code for a protein of 861 amino acids. Gene Ontology annotation, biological process: recognition of pollen; protein phosphorylation.
AUGAGGGGUCUCAAAAACCUCCUCCCUCUCCUUUUCCUGUUUGCUUGUUUUUGGUCAGAAGUUUUCAUUGCUCUAGACACCAUAACUGUCAACGAGCCAAUGAGAGAUUCUGCAACUAUAGUUUCCGCAAGCCAAAACUUUAAAUUAGCGUUCUUCAGUCCUGUAAAUACUAGUGACCGCUAUGUUGGAAUCAUUCUCAAUAUUCCAGCACAGAGUGUUGUGUGGGUGGCUAACAGAGACGACCCCAUUACGGAUUCUGCAGGAAUGUUGACAAUUUCAGAAGAUGGUAAUGCUGUGAUCUUGAAUGGGCAGAAGAACGUACUAUGGUCGUCUAACGUAGCAAAUUCUGUGGCAAAUUCUAGUGCACAACUUUUGGAUACUGGGAACUUGGUCUUGAGGGACAACUCAAAUGGAAGAAUUUUGUGGGAAAGUUUUCAGACUCCUACGGAUACUCUUGUGAGGACAAUGAAAAUAGGCGUGAUAAGCAAAAAUAACAUGAUCCGGCUGACCUCAUGGCGAAGUCCCUCUGAUCCCUCAGUUGGAAACUUCUCUUUUGGCGUUGACCCUCUUCAAAUCCCAGAGUUUUUCAUCUGGAAUCAUAGUAAACCUUACUGGCGGAGUGGUCCAUGGAAUGGAAACGUGUUUAUUGGAAUUCCUGAAAUGAGUUCUGCAUACCAUAAUCGAUUUGAUCUGGUGACAGACCCUAAUGGAUCUGAAUAUUUUACACACUCCUUCAUCAAUGAUCUUGCUUUGUUAUACUAUGUAUUGAAUUCUUCAGGGGUUCUAGCUGAGAAGGUUUCGUAUUAUGGAGAUGGACACUCCAAGGUUUCGUGGACAAGUCUAAAGAGUGAAUGUGAUGUUUAUGGCAAAUGUGGCCCUUUCGGAAGUUGCAAUCCUCAGCAUUCGCCAAUUUGUACAUGCCUGCAAGGUUUUGAACCAAAAAACAAGGAGGAAUGGGACAAGGGAAACUGGACUGGUGGCUGCUCCAGAAAGGCAUUGCUGCAGUGCGACAGAAACAUCUCUGCUGGUCAAGAGGGCAAACCAGAUGGAUUUUUGAAGCUUGCAAACAUAAAAAUUCCAGAUUUUGCUCAUUUAAUGGAGCUCCUCAGGUCAGCUACAGAGCAAGACUGUGGUAAUCAGUGCUUGAACAAUUGCUCCUGCAUAGCAUAUGCCUAUAGUACAGGGAUUGGAUGUAUGUACUGGAGCAGCAGCCUAAUUGACAUACAACAGUUCUCUUUUAAUGGGGCAGACCUUCACAUAAGGGUGGCACAUACGGAACUUGGUAAUACAUUGUGCUAUGCUAUUAACAUGAAGGCCGUCAUUGCAAGCACAGUAGUUUUGGGUCUUUUAUUCUUGGCCAUAUCGGCAUACUGUUUCCGGAAGUGGUUGACAAGGCACAGAGGGAAUAAGCAAAAUGUUGAAUUGUCAUUAUUUGAAGAAGGCGAAGUGUCUAAAAAGGAAAGCAUUCUGAGUGACAAGCCAGAACAAUCAAAUCUCGAAGAGCUGCCGUUGUACAGUUAUGAGACACUGGCUAUUGCAACGGAUACAUUUCAUGUGAAGAAUAAGCUAGGCACAGGUGGCUUUGGUCCAGUGUUCAAGGGGAAACUUUUAAGCGGCCAGAAAAUUGCGGUGAAAAGGCUUUCAAAUUCUUCGAAUCAAGGGAUCAAGGAGUUUAUGAAUGAGGUUGAGCUCAUUUCCAAGCUGCAACACCGUAAUCUUGUUAGACUCCUGGGGUGCUGUGUCGAAAGAGAAGAAAAAAUGUUAAUCUAUGAAUACAUGCCAAACAAAAGCUUGGAUGCCUAUCUAUUUGAUUUACAAAAACGAGAUUUACUUUAUUGGAACAGACGCAAAUUAAUCAUUGAAGGGAUUGGCAGAGGCCUCCUUUACCUUCACAGAGACUCGAGGUUGAAAAUUAUUCAUAGGGAUCUGAAACCAAGCAACAUCCUCCUAGACGAAGAGCUCAAUCCAAAAAUAUCAGAUUUUGGCUUAGCAAGAAUUUUUGGAGGCAACCAGGAUCAAGCCAACACAAAUAGAGUUGUAGGGACAUAUGGCUACAUGGCCCCUGAAUAUGCGAUGAAGGGUAAGUUUUCAGAGAAAUCAGAUGUAUACAGUUUCGGGGUAUUGUUAUUAGAGAUUGUAAGUGGAAAGAAAAAUACUACCAUGUUUUCAACAUUUCAGGCCUGGAAACUAUGGAAUGAAAACGAAGCCGCAAAAUUAGUAGAUCCAGCAUUAUCUGAUCCACGGGUUGAAAUGGAGAUCUUGAGAUAUGUGCACGUGGGACUAUUAUGUGUGCAGGAAUCUGCUAAUGAUAGGCCAAAUGUGUCUAAUGUUCUUUCAAUGCUGAACAUUGAAAUUGCAGAGCUGCCUCCUCCUAAAUUACCAGCUUAUACUGCAAGAUUGGGUUCAUGGGAAGGUGAAGAAGACCGCGGAGCCUUAGACACCAUUACCAUGAUGGAGCCUAUUCAGGAUGACAGGACCCCAGCCAUAUUUGAUUACCACAAGUCCCAAAUUCAGGAAAAUUUCAAUGGAAUCAAAUUGGAUCAGAAGUCGACAGCUGUGGAGUGUAAUUAUCAGAUUUCCAACUGA